UUAGAUUAAUAUUCUAACAAGUUAAAAUGAACAAUAAAAUAAAUCAUCGGUUAAUAGUAACCUAUUUGUGUCUGUUUGCGACUGGAGUACACGGAUAUAAUAUUGAAACCCGUGCUGUGAAUAUUAUAACACCACGAGAUGUUCAAAACAAUAGUUGGUUUGGAUAUUCAAUGUUGCUCCAACCCGAAAGCAACGGUAAACUAAGCAUUUAUGCAAGCUCUCCUUUACACAAGAAAAACUUUACAACGACUGCUUCCAACGGAGCCAUACAUAAAUGUUUCAACGACGAAAAGUCAAAAGAUUCAUUUUCUUGCGAAAAAAUGGAUUUAGACGACACUUCAUCUUUUGGGAUGUCAAUGGUUCAGACCAAAGAUAAUAAACUAGUGGUUUGUGGCCCUCAGUGGGAAUAUCAAUGCAGAAAUGCACAUAUACCUAAACGUAUGGUCGGAGCAUGUUACAUGUUGAAUUCUUCUGAUGUAUCUAACGCUGUUCCAGAAAAACUGCCUUCUCCGUGUGUCACAGAUUGUCCUGGAGGUUUGGAUAUUGUAUUCCUCGUAGAUAGUUCUGGGAGUGUCACUGAAGAAAAUUUUAAUCAAACGAAGGAUUGGUUGGUCGCCAUUAUGGAAGGAUUCAGGGAAGGAAUGAAACACGGAGAAGUUAAUGUCGGUGUUAUACAAUAUAGUGGUACUACAGAUAGUCUGUUAUGCGAAACAGGAGUCCUAAGGAGAUUAAUUUCAAUUGAAUUACCGCUGGGUAGCUAUGAUUUAGAAGCAGCUCGUGCCAAAGUUAUGGAAUCAACUCGUUUGAGGAAGUGUACUCUCACAGGAGACGCUAUCAAUGCUACUGUAGAUGAAUUUCUACUUCACGGAAGGAAAGAAAAUGCUGCUGUCAUGAUCGUCAUUACGGACGGUCGAUCUUCAGAUGACGUCACAGGUCCAUCGAAUCACGCGAAGCAGAAUGACAUCAACAUGCUCGCCGUCGGUGUUGGCGAAAAGUUCGUCAUGAGCGAACUCGAAAUAAUCGCAAACAACAAUCUAAGCAUUUUCACAGUCGAAAGUUUUGCUAAUCUCAACUCGAUCUUAACGGAUUUACAACAAGCUAUUCUACUUGCCAGUACAUCGACAUUGGAAGGAUCGUCCGGAAAUUCAACGACCGAAUUAACACAAUGUUUGAUGGGAAUGUCGGCCUAUAUUUCAGAGGAAAAUAAUCUUUACUUGGGGGCGAUAGGAGCAAAUGAUAACAAGGGAACAAUAAUAUCAAGAUUUAUGAAAGAUAUCGGAAGUACACACGUUCUUCCAGAGGAACUUGUAAAAAGGAUCUUACCCAUGGAGGAAGAAAUAAUAAAGGAUUCUUAUCUGGGGUACUCAAUCACGGGAGGACACUUUACUGGGCCAAAUAUAGAAUGGAUUGCCACAGGAAUUCCUAGAUAUUUCAAUCAUGGGGGAGUGAUAUUAUAUCGGACGAAUGUCUCAGACAUUCAUAAUCCCCACCUGCUGUUGCCACCUUUCGACUACACAAGCAAUCGACAUCUCGGAACAUAUUUCGGUCAUACCCUCUGUGCUGUGGAUUUGAACAUAGACGGGGCUGAUGAACUAAUAGUUGGCGCACCUCUUCAGUCUGAAGCAGGAACACAUUCAUACGAUGAAGGAUGUGUUUUUAUUUACUACGGCAAUAAAUCUGCGGGAGAUAUAUCAUUUAUGACUAAACCUGCCUGUACUUUGCAUGGAUUUCUUCCGAGUUCCAGAUACGGUAUGUCGAUCAUCGGUGCCGGAAAUUUAGACAAAGAUGAAUAUAAUGAUUUUGUAGUAGUGAUCACAGCAAAGACAAUGGCACAAAGCGUAUGGAUUCUUGAAUUAACUCCUCCACAAUUAUGA
Messenger RNA from Styela clava, 1874 nucleotides. NCBI's taxonomy places the organism in Eukaryota, Metazoa, Chordata, Ascidiacea, Stolidobranchia, Styelidae. The record is from RefSeq and is a predicted model, not a curated record.